Myzus persicae (green peach aphid) is the source of this 1105-nucleotide messenger RNA. Its product is annotated as protein FRA10AC1 homolog. Gene Ontology annotation, molecular function: phosphatase activity. Gene Ontology annotation, biological process: dephosphorylation. Lineage: Eukaryota; Metazoa; Arthropoda; Insecta; Hemiptera; Aphididae. The transcript has 5 exons. The coding region runs from base 384 to 1079 and encodes 231 amino acids. The record is from RefSeq and is a predicted model, not a curated record.
UUGUAUUUUUAUUUUUAAUUAGGUAAACCAUUCAGAUUUUAGACUACUAUAUUUUUCGUGUUUAAUACCUAUUCCAUAUUUAUUAUUUAUAGUAUUCUAGUAUCUAACUUGUGUUUUACUAAUUUGUCGUCACUUAUACCUUAGUCCGUGCUUGUCGUGAAAGAAUUUAAUCGAAGUUUUCAUAUAAUUUAUUAAAGAUUUAUUUAUUUUUAUUUUUUUAAAUCGACGAGUGUAAACCACCUUUUGAUUAUAUCAAAUAUGGAAUUUGUUUUAUUCGGUUUCACUCAACUAAAAUCUGUCGGACCAAUUAAAUGAACAUUGUGACACAAAAUUAUUGUUUAUUUAUAAAUAUGAACUUAAUAGUAUAAAUAAUAAAAAACAAUAUGGAUAAAAAAAAAUUGAUUGCUCUACAGCCAUUUGAAUUGCAUAAAGAAUUAUUGGACAAGUAUCUAGAGUACUGCAAAUUCAUUGAUUCUAAAAAACGUGAGAAACGUGAUUUCGAUGUUAUACAAGAAAACCAUAAGUUUGUAUGGGAAGAAGAAGACGAAGCUUUAACUUGGGAGCAGAAAUUGGCUAAGAAGUAUUAUGACAAGUUGUUCAAAGAAUAUUGCAUUUGUGACUUGAGUUUAUAUAAAAAAUCUAAGGUAGCAAUGCGUUGGCAAACUGAAGGUGAAUUAGUCAGUGGUAAAGGUCAGUUCAUUUGCGGCAAUAAAAUUUGUGAUGAAACAUCACAUCUGCGGACAUGGGAAGUCAAUUUUAAUUACAUGGAACACUCCGUGCCAAAAAACGCUCUAGUCAAACUAAGGUUAUGUAUGGAUUGCUCCAAUAAAUUAAAUUAUAAACACAAAAAGAAAGAAGUGAAGCGCCAAAUUUCCAAAUCGAAAAAAAAUAAAUCGAAACACUCUAACAGAGAGCGAGAAAAAUCCAUUAGUCGACCAACUACUAACGUUCAGAGUGAAGCACCAGUAACUUCUAAACUAGCAAUUGAAGAUAAUGUUUGGAGUGAACAGCUACAAGUAGAUGAAGAAAAACCAAGAGAGGAUGAUUUUGAAAAUUACUUAGAACAACUGCUAUUUUAAAUAAAGUUUUACAUUUUAUUGACUCA